Anopheles moucheti is the source of this 8964-nucleotide messenger RNA. RefSeq names its product GIGYF family protein Gyf (gene Gyf). Lineage: Eukaryota; Metazoa; Arthropoda; Insecta; Diptera; Culicidae. The record is from RefSeq and is a predicted model, not a curated record. Bases 530 to 6850 code for a protein of 2106 amino acids. Gene Ontology annotation, molecular function: protein binding. The transcript is spliced from 8 exons.
UCGUCGUCGUUUGUCGUUUUGUCCCAUCGUGGUCGCGAUUUCGUUUCCUAGUAUAAUUCCGUUUUCUCAAUAACGAUACUGCAUUAGCGGAAAUCAGGAAAUUCGUCGUGGUGUAGUUAAUUGUGUGGUGAAAGAAAAAGUGACGGUAAAUAACCGUGCAGAAACCCGAGAGCUCCGACUUUUUCCUAGCCCCAAUCCUCAUCGGUUGAACACGGGAGAAGAUCGGGGCGGUUUAAAGCUGACGGUUCUGCAAUCAAAAAGUAGCUGGUGAAAGAAAAUCUCCCCGGCCACACCAAUCCCGCCCCGGAAAGAAGCACGCACACGCAGUGUUUUCCGUUGCUAUCGGAAAUUGGCUGAACAAGUCCAGAACCUCCAGAUUCUAGGAGCGAAUCCUGCUGCUCAAGGAAUAAUUUUGGAACGGUUGGUGAAACGUUAGCUGCGGCUGAACGGCCUGCUCGUCCAACGAAACAGCACACAGUUAAUAGACCUGUACCAGGUGUGUUCCGUUCCGCCCGGUGUCCGAGCAAGGAUGGGUGACGCAAUCAACUUUGGGCCUGCCUGGUUACGCAAGGUAUCGUCCGAUAGUAAUCCCACUAGUAACCAUCACAGUACGAACAGUAGCAGCAGCAGCAGCAGUCACCACAGCAGUCAUACGAUGCUGAACAACAAUAGCAGCAGCAGCACUGUCGUCAACAAUGCUGGUGGUGGCGGCGGCGUCGGAUUGCAUCAUCAGCAUCAUCCGCAUCAUCAUUCGCAGUCGCCGUCGUCGUCGCACUCUUCGUCGCAUCACUCGCAGCAUAGCCUGUCGCAGGGUGGCAGCACUAUCGGGAGUGGUAGCGUCGGCGGCGGCGGCAAUGGUACCGGCGGUAGCGGACUAUCCAAUAGUUCGUUUGGCGGAGGUUCCGGUGGAGGCGGCAGCGCCCUUGUUAACAAUGGUGGUACCGGGUCGGGAGCAGUUGCCACCUCUACCGCUAUUCGGUACCCGUUGGCAGAGUUUCGCUACGGGCGCGAGGAAAUGUUGGCCCUGUUCGACGGGAGAACGAUUAAAACUCCGGAAAUAUUGGUGCAAUUUAAGCGUUUGUUCGUGGAUAAACCACAACCGCCGCUUGCGCUGACACCGUGUCCAGAGGAAGAACUAAUCGUCGAACCGGAAUCGCGGCGCCCUUGGCCAUCGAGAAGUGUUUCGCUUGGUAUUCCUGGACGCGGUGCUCGCGGUGGUUCGGUUGAUCGUGGUCGUGGCCGUGGACGGGGACUGUACACCAGCUAUCAACGGUCGUCCUCUUUCUACGAAGAUGAAUCCAGGGGCGUAGGAAGAGGUGAACGACCGUGGCUGGAUCGUAAUGGAACCGGCGGUAUCGGGGCCGAUACUGAGUGGAAUAAUUCGUCAUCCAGCCCUAGGAAGGAGUAUGGAACGCGAGCAGUUCGCACUGGCGGUCCCAUGGAAAGCUGGCGUCGUUCCCGUACGGAUGACGAAAGCGCCGGGAUCACCAGUAACGGAGUUGGUGAUUGGCGAUCCGGUGGGGGCGCUCCGGGCAGUAUUACAGGCCUUGUGCGCGAGAAGUGGACUAGAUCUACUAGCUGGCGCGACGAGGACAGCACUUCCCAUCAUGGGCUCGACGGGCGUGGACUGAACAGUAGUGGUGGAAGUGACAGAAUGAUUCCACCCUACAAAUCACGCCUUGCGGCUGGUGGUGGUAUUGGUAGCGGUGUUGGCGAUUUGAAUUCCGGUCACUCGAUGGGUCCGGGCGGUAUGCGUCGUCCCAACUGGGACACGGAUGAGCUACCCGAGUGGGCAACCGAGAAUCCGUCAGAUUUUGGUGGCAGCUUUGACGCUACCGGUGCAUUUCAUGAUUCCGAUAACGAUGGUGAGAGCGGCGGCGGUGGUGUUGGUGGUACUGUCCAUAGUCGCUAUGGUGGGAACGCUAGUGAUGCAAACGGCAACAAGACACACAAUCAUGCGAAGGAUGAUGAUCGAUCGAAAGACACUCGGCGCCGAGCCGAAGACGGUGAACUCGUGGAGCAGGGAGGCGAAUCACGUCUGGACGGAACGGAAGAUACUGCGGGCAAAAAUAGAAAUGAUGGCUCUACUGCCGCAGCAACAGCGAAAGGUAGAGAGAUGGGAAAAGGCAUGAAUCAUGUCGGCGGUGGUGGUAAUCGAGUCGAAGAAGCAUCAAUGGUUGAUAGAAAAGAAUGUGACGAUGACGAUGAGAACCAACAACCGGGUGCCAAUGAUUCGCAACAAAAGCAAUCACGAAGCAAACGACAAGUGGGCAAAGAUGGAAACCAUCCUCAGGGUUCGGUGUCGUCUCCCGAGAAAGUUGCUUUGAGCGAAAACUCGGCAAACGUUCAAUCAAGUUCGGGGAAAGGAAUAUCUUCUUCGCACGAAUCGAUUGAAUCUUCCGUCUCAUCGACGAUCAGUAGUGCGGCACUGGUGGAAGGUGAUGUGCAAAAGAAUUCUCCGUCGUGGCAGGCGAAGGCAAACGAAGCCUCUGGCACCAAAACCGUGACGGAACAGCCGACAUCCGCAGCAGACCGUGAUAAAGGGAACGAUAUUGACCACAGCGAUGGUCAAAAACAUCGCGCCCAGCAGCAACAACUGCCGCCGCAGCACGAGAAACGUGUUGAGCCGAAAAAAUCACCAUCCAGCACAAGUGUCGACCGGAUGCAAGAAGUGGCAGACGAUAUGGUUGCUCAACUGAUUAUGGAUGACGAGUUUCUCGCGACUGACGGUGAUCCAUCGGUGAUUUCCUCCAUCGCUGCCAACUCCGCUGGGUUAGCUGGUGCGGGAGGUAGCCUCGGGAAAUCGCCCGUCUUCGGCAUGUCUGCGGCAGGUGCAUCCGGCACUACUGCUACAAUGGCGUCCGGUAACAUGGGGUUAAACAUGCUUCCACCGCUCAAAGGACUGCAGCCAAUGCAGCAACUGUUCGGAAACGGGAAUCUUUCUCGCGUCAAUCCGCUACUGCUGUCCGAUCCGGUGGUCGCCAACCGGGCCGCAAUGGCAGCAGCAGCGGCUGCUGCUGCUGGCGUAAAUCCCAUGGCACAGCUACACCAUCUAAUGGGCCCACCGGCUCCACCGCGUGGUUCGGACAUCUGGUACUAUUGUGACCCACAGGGUAAAGUGCAGGGACCGUUCCAAGCGGCAGAAAUGACAGAAUGGUACCGAGCCGGGUACUUCGACGAGUCGCUGUCGGUACGGCGAGAAUGCGAUGAGGUAUACAAUACGCUUGGCACACUGGUUGCGCUUUGCGGUGGUAUACCGUUCUUAAACUCAGCGGUCAUACAACCGUUCAAAGCAUCGGGUGGCGCGAACGUAACAAAACAUUCGCCACAACAACAACAGGCACAACCUAACGCGGUGUCCCAGGGUCAGCAGAAACCGGUCACUGGUCCUGGUGGUGCUAAUGGAAAUACCGUAAUGCCUUCACCGAAUCAACAACAAUCGGCCGGCCAAGGGCCGGGACAGCAACAGCAGCAGCAGCAACAGAUCCCAUUGCAUGCCGGAAGUGCUGGUGGUUCCGGACCGAACGGUGGACCCAACGUGGCUGGGCUACAUUUUUUGCGUCAGCAAAAUAUCGUGCUGCAGAAGCUCCAAAGCUCGGAAGGUUGGAAUCUACUUUCGCCUGAACAGCAAAACAUGAUCAUCACGCAACAAAUGAAUCAACUGAUGAACUCAGACCCGUCACGCAUUGGCAUGAUAUCUCCUUCCUCAUCGUUACCUGGUGGAAACGCCGGAACGAAUCAACAUCAUCAGCAACAACAGCAACAGGGUGGCAUUUUCAACGCCGGGGCUUCUGGUGGGGCAGCUGGUAUUAUACCAUCGGGUCCGGAUGCGCUAGUAAAUUUGAAGUUGCGGGAAAUGCAACAACAGCAAGGGCCUCAAUCGCAGCAACAACCUCCAGCCCACGUUAUGAUGGAGCAGUUGCAAAAAUCGGUGCCGGCCAACCAUAGCGAUAGCGCAUUCUUGAAACUGCACCUACCAGAGUUCAAUCAGUCAUCUCAAGCAACCGGAGUAAGACCAAUGCUGGGAAACAUGAACGUUGAUCCGACCACUGUAGCAGCUGUUGCUGCAAGGCACGAUCCACUCGGUCAGUUGAUGCAUGGUAUUGGAUUCAACCAUCAAGCAGCGGGACAAAAUAUGGGCCCACUCGGACCAAACAACCUUUUGCUGAACCGUGGUGGACUGUUAGGUUCAGGUAGCGGUGGUCCUGCACAGCAACCACAACCACCAAACCAACCACACCAGCAGCAACAACAUCCGGCGGCGGGUAAACCAGGUGGAGAAGAUUCGUUACAGUCCUUGUUCAUGCAAUUAUCAAUGCAUAAGAAUCAGCAAGCAUCGCAACAGAUUCCGAAUCAUCAGCCACCGUCGAAAUCGGCAGGUGAAAUGAUGGGCGCACCCGCCGGCUGGUUACAAUCGCCUGCCGGGCAAGCACAGGCCGCAAAUGCUGGUACAGGACUUUCUGGAUUAGUGCCGCGGGGUCCAAUGGUUGGUGCGGGGUCUGGCUGGGGCGAUUUACCGCCACCCACGAGUGCCUCAUUUGCUUCGAUAAUGCAGCAGCAACAGCAGUCGCAUCUGGCACUCGCUGGUCAUCAUCCACUGCUGUUGGGUGGUAGUGGUCCUUCCAAUGAACCACAAGCACCAUCGGUAGUUUCACUCUUCAAGCAUCAUCAGCAGGCAGAAAAACAACAACAAAUGGAGAAAGAGCAACAGCAGCAACAACUGUUGCAACAACAACAACAACAGCAGCAGCAAUUACAACAGAUGCACCAAGAAAAUGUGCUUGCGCAACAAAAGCAACAUCAUCUGCAACAAUCGCAGCAUGUGCAAGAAAAUCAGCAACAUCCACAUAUACAGCAGCAACUGCAACAGCAUCAAAUGCAGCAAUUGCAGCAACAUCAAGAACAACAAUUGCAACUACAACAGCAACCGCAACAGCAACAACAGCUGCAGCAGCAACAACAACUGCAACAGCAGCAGCAACAACAGCAGCAGCAGCAGCAGUUGCAGCAACAGCAGCAACAACAGCAAAAACAAGUGAAAGAGAAUCAAAAAAAGGAGAGCACUGCCAUAGAAUUGCCGCAGCAGCAACAGUCAGGUAAUAGUAAAAAACAAAAUAACAAACAGCAGCAGCAGCAGCAGCAACAAGUGAACCAUCACGCUGAAGCUGUCGAGGACAAAACGGCCACAAGUGUGUCGAUGCAGCAGAAUCAAAAGUCGAAAAAACAGCAAAAGAACAAUCAUGUUGUGGCGGGCGGUAAUAGCAACGGUCAAGUUACGAUAACCAGCGAGGAAGAAAGUGAGUUUAUAAUCGUUAAAAAGGAGAUGGAGGAAAAGAAGCGCCAAAAGGAGUUGAAAAAACAACAGCAGGAAGAGCAAAAGCGGAAGCUAGCGGAGGAGAAGAAGAUGCUGGAGGAACUGGAAGCACAGAAGCGAGCAAAGCUGCUCGAGUCCCAGCGCCGUGAGGCGAUGAAAAUACAAGAGCAGCAGCAGCAGCAACAGCAACGUUCCGUCCCGAAAGCUGUACCGGCACCAUGGUCCGGAGCGAUGGCCGAGAUUGCCAAUAGCAAGCUAAGCCUGACGGAGAUCCAAAAAACCGAACGUGCGCUUUUGGCCCGUCGUGAGAACAGCAUGCGGGAGCAACAGGAGCAGCAGCAGAUGCUAGAGAUGCAAUCGCAGCUGCUAGACGGUAGGCUGAAGUGGAACGCUCAGAACCUGAUGCCGGCCAAGGUGAAACCGUUGGCAGAGAUACAAGCGGAAGAGGCGGCCGCGGCCGAACGAGCUCGUGAGAAGAAUGCGAACGCGUCCGGCUUGACGGUGGCUGCGAUUGCAGCUCAAGGUGGUGUAAAGGGUGCCAAGAAGGAGGACAAUUUGGCUAGCCUGCUGAGUGGUGCUGGUGCAGCUGGUACUGGCUCAGCUGUGUGGCAGGUCCGUGGCGGCAGUAGCAUGCUGUACUUCAACUCAACUAAAGCUUGGACUGGGGAUGGUGUUGGCGAUGCGAGCAACCUGCUGGGCGGAGGAACAGGUGGAAGCUCUUCCGGGCUUAGCAAUAACGUGAGCUCCGGUGGCUUCUGGGAGGAACCCACGCAACCCAGCGUUGUAACUGCUGCUUCAAUUGUUGCUGCCACCGGUAAGGCUACCGGCAACAAUGCACGCAAACAGUCGUCUAUUGCCGGUGUGACCGCGACCGGUGGUGGGGCUGGUGGCAAGCAGCAGCAACAACUUUUGAGCAAAAGUAAAACGUUGGGCAGCAUUACCACGAGCUCCUCGUCGACUGUGACCGCUGCCAAGCAACAGAAGCAACAACAGCAGCAGGGCGCCACGAAGGGAAGUAGUUCCUCGAAUGCCGGCAAAUCCGUUGGGGGUGGUAAGAAUGGCAAUGUGACUGGCGGUAAUAAUGACCGUAAGGACGAAAGGAAGCAUCCGAACGAGCCGACCAAUGAAUUUACCGAUUGGUGUACUCGCGCCCUGAGCUCAUUAAACAGCAACGUUGACAUUCCAACAUUUGUCGGAUUUCUACAGGACAUCGAAUCACCGUUCGAGGUGAAAGAUUACAUCCGUGUAUACUUAGGAGAAAAUAAAGAGUGUUCGGAAUUUGCCAAGCAGUUCCUGGAAAGACGCUCGAAGUACAAAAAUCAGCAGCGCCAAAAGAAUGCCCACAUCGACGAUAUGUGCAAACCGGCACCAGCUAUAAACCCAUCGUCUAAUGAUUUCCAAGAAACCAAGGGUAAAAAUAAGAAAGUUAAAAAAAAUAAGAUGAUGAAACUCGACAGCCGCAUUUUGGGCUUCUCCGUAACGGCUGCGCCGGAUCGACUGAAUGUUGGAGAACGAGACUAUGGCGAUAAUGUUUAAAUGAUCGAUGCAGAGAUGAAUAUAGAGAGAAUAUAGAGAGAUGGCGAGAGGAGAGAGAAAGAUCAGGAACAUGCGUCGGUUCAUGUACACCUGUGUGACUAAACAUGAGAGCAGAUGUUGAUGUGCAUAAACACAAACGCUAAACCAAACACAAUAGAAAGGAUGGUGUAGCAAUAACAACCUUUCCCAAAAGUAGAUGUGAGCAGAUGGUUUUCCAUUUUUCGAUUUGGUUUUCUUUUAUAUCUACGCUUCGGAAAGCGUUGUUUUUCUUUUCGGUUGUAUUAAUUAUGCAAAAGUAUUCAUGGAUCGUUCGGGGAAAUGUCUACAUGCCUCUAGUGCAUGUAUCAAGGUUCGUUACGCAGGUCAGCUUUAUUUCGCACUUCUGUUGCUAAAUGUUAAUGGUUUGCAAUAGCCCCUUUUGUUGUUGUUUAUAAUAUAGUAUAAGCAACGUGUGAAAGUCGAAUUGCGCAGACUGAAUGUUACCGAUCGGGAUCGGCCAUUUUUGCCCAGUCUAAUUUUUAGGGCUAAAGUCUCGAUUAGAUCGUGCCUCUCCCACACAUGACGGUUAACUGUUUUAAGGGUAAUUCAAAACACAAGAAGAAUAAGUAUAUUACCGAUCGAUCCAUGCGUUCUUUUGUCUAUCAAUCAGUUGCGUAAAUCAUACCAAGGCAAAAUUGCACCUUAGCACUGCCUUGUUACGAUUUACUACAUUUCUUUAAAACCUUGUGCAUAAUACGUUUCCCGUGUACAGAAUUGGGAUUGUGUGUUGAUUUGCGAAACUCAAUCGAACGGAUUAUGAGCAAUUCACUGAUUAAACAAUUAUUAAUCGAUUAAAGGCAGCUCGUUUGAUUUAAUUCGCUGUGUAUUGUUACUGCAACGCACUUUCGAAUUCUGAAUUUGUUCAGUUAAUUUCGCCAAUACUGUCGGUCCAUUUUCGUAUUCGGUUUUAUAUUUUGGAUAGUUUCGUUAGGAUUUGUUCGACAGAUAAAUUUAUAUAGUCUAGAGUUUGUUUUGCAUAUGCAUUUCUACCGUAUUUCAAACCAGUGGCUGCCCUCCGUGAAACCAUUUUUUGCGGUGUUGUUGAACAUAAAUUAUAUACUUGUUGCUAUGAAUUUUGUAUCAAACAUGCUGAAGGAUACAGCGAAACAAUCCAAUUUAUAAAAUGGCUACAUAAGUGUUUUGCUACAAAGCGACGACGUUUGCGUUCUAGUGAGUUGAUUAUUUUAGCGCGCCUUGUAAAGGACAUCUUUAUCGUUGAAAAUGAUUGCUAAUCGAAAUCAAAUUUACGAGAUUUGUUUGAAACUACACACACAUACACACAUACACACUGCCACGUCUCUGCAUAUGUUUCAAUUACGUAUCGUCAUUAGUCUUGUUCAGCCGAAUAAACAGACUCGCCCACGGAUACUUAUAGAAGAGGGGCAGCUAACCAGCGCAAGGAUGCAAGGAUGAUUGCGUAGUAAGGAGAAAACACAAAUACAGUGCUUCCAUCGCAAAGAGCUCUUGGGAAACGCAAGAUGAUUUGAAUACCCCCGGUGUAUUCUUGCGAGACAUCCACCCAGAGGCAGAGGAUGAUGGAAUCAUGUUCAACUAUGUUGACAGAAGGAAACGCGGGAUUGCAUAAGGAAAGCAACAAAAAAAAAUCAUGCGUGUAGAUUUACAUCUAAUGUUAUGAAGCGAAAUAAACGAAAGAAAAAGCGACAUAGUACACAGGUGAUAAAUAAUUGGAAUAUCCUACAAUGGCAUACAUACAUUGCAAGAAAAGGAGUUCGGGGCGCGCAGUGCUUCCUUUCGGUUUGUACGUUACUUCCGGUUGAUUAUAGUUUAAUCCUCACAAUGCUCAUUUGUUUUGGGACUCAUGACCAUGGCUAAGAACAGUACCUGUUUAGGGUUCGUUGACAAACAUUGAUUCUCCUUACUACUCCAUCAUCUUGAGCGCUUGACAGUGUUGAGUUUUUUUAGCGAGCGGGGAAAAGUUUUAAAACCUCCAAAUGAAGCAUCGUCUGGCUGCUGCUGUGAGGUUGACGUACUGUAGGUUUUUAUGUUUGUUUAAUAUCUCUAUUUGUAUGUACAUUUCUUGCGCUGAAAUAAAGAAUGUGUCAGGAGCAAAACGA